Molecule: messenger RNA, 2187 nt
Organism: Varanus komodoensis (Komodo dragon)
Lineage: Eukaryota; Metazoa; Chordata; Lepidosauria; Squamata; Varanidae
Gene: NOL11
Product: nucleolar protein 11
Exons: 18
Coding region: 1-2148 (715 amino acids)
Biological process (GO): maturation of SSU-rRNA
Cellular component (GO): nucleus; nucleolus
Molecular function (GO): protein binding; RNA binding
Source: RefSeq, a predicted model, not a curated record
AUGGCGGCCUUCUGCGAGGGUUUCACGCUGUGCACCUUGCCGGGGGCUCCCGCUCACGCCCCGCUGGGGCUCGAGCCGGACGCGGACCGGGUGCUGCUCACGGACCGAGGCCGGACGGUGACGUUGUAUAAGGUUUCCGAUCAAAAACCUUUGGGUUGCUGGUCAGUCAAACAAGGACAAACAAUUACAUGCCCAGCUGUGUACAAUUCUGGAACAGGAGAGUUUAUUGUUGUCUGUGAUGACAAGGUUUUACAGAUUUGGAAGGAAGAAGACACUAAUUUGGAUAAAGUUUUUAAAGCCACAUUGUCAGCAGAUGUGUAUCGGAUACAUUCCCUUCCUCAUACUGAACCACUGGUGCUGUUCAAGAGUGGUGCCAUCAAGAGUUUAGAUGCUUUGCUAGCAGCACCACAACAAGAAAUUGAAACUAUUUUGUCAGAUGAGGUUAUUAGAUGGAGUGAUGCUUUCAUGGGGGCUGAACAACUUGUUCUCACAUAUGUUACUGAGCUGGAUGGGAAUUACUUCAUUUAUGUUCAGCAGUGUAAUCCAUACAUCCUUCAGAAGUUUAAACUUGAGAAGGGGAGUGAAUCAUCCACACCACUGAGCUUUGCAGCUUACUUGAAAAAUAAAAUUGUCACACUUCUGUGUUUGUAUUCUGAUGGGUAUGUGUAUAAGGUGCUUGUACCGCUGCAACAGAGUGGCUCUGAGGAAGAACAAAUUUUGCCAAAGUCAUUUCUGAUCAGACUUGUAGUAUCUGGCAGUAUUCUUAAAGGAACUUCAAUUGUCAUUCUUGAUAAAGAUCAUAUUGCCAUAACAGGAUGUCUGGAUUCCCCAGAUAGUAAUUUGAAAGAUUGUCUUUCUAUAUGGAAUAUAAAGUUUCAAACACUGCAGGCUUCAAAAGAAUUGCCACAGGGAACCACUGGACAGUGUUGGUGUUAUGGAGAUAAACUCUUCAUAACUCAUGGUAAAGAAUUAAUAGUCAUCCUGUAUAAGUGUGAAACCUCUUCCUUGGCUUCUGCUGUUGGGAAAAUCAAGAAUUCACAAACAUCAGAAAUGAAGACCCAGUCUGUCAACUGGAAUAUGCUUCAGGAAGAUGACUUCACACAUGUACAGCCAGAUCAGUCUCUACCUGUGAAAUGUGAAUCUAAGAGGCUGCUGAGAUCAAGAAAGAGCACUCAAUUUGAGACCUUGACGGCAGAACAACUUUGUUUAAUGAUCAAGGAAUCAUCACAAAAUAUAAUUGAAGAUAAACUGAAGAUAUUUUUGUCCUAUACUCAGAGGACAGACUUCCAAGCAUCAGUUGGAUAUGUAGUUUCAGCUCUGGUGAACAGGUGUAAAAUGGAGACAUCAUUUUAUCCUCGCAGUUGCCUCGUGGAACUGGUUCAGACACAAGGCCUCUCUUACAGUAUGUGCCCAGAGUUGAUGGCCAUUGCCUUGGAGAAAACAGAUGUACACUUGUUACAACUGUGUCUACAGCAGUUUCCUGAUAUCCCUGAAGAAGUUACUUGUGCUUGCCUGAGGACAUUUUUGAGCAUUGGUGAUGACUGCCUUGAAGCAAUGAAUGUGAAUUUAGAUUCUGUACCAAGCUGUGCUCAUAAUGCACACAAUAGUAAAACAGAAAAACAGUCUAAAAUUGUACAGAAUGGCUUCAGUUCUGAACUCAUGGAAGAGGAUAGCUGCGACACACAGUUAAAUCUGAAAUCUGAUACAGUGGACACAAGUGAAAUAUGCCCUGUUGGACCACAAAAGGCAGCAUUGCUAAAUACCAUUCUUCGUUCAGCAUACAGUGAAACAUUUCUUUUGCUUCAUUUGAAAGAUCUUUCUGCUGAACAAGUUAUUUUAUUUCUCCGAUAUUUGCAGUACCUGCACAUGAAAUGCAGUGAAGAAGCUACUACAGACCUAUCUGGAAUAUUUUCUGUGACCAUAAAUCAGAUCAUGGACUGGAUCUGCCUCCUUCUAGAUGCGCACUUUACAGUUGUUGUGAUGCUGCCAGAAGCAAGAGGGUUGCUUUCUAAGCUACACAAGUUUGUCAGAGCCCAAGUACGUUUUUACUCUGAACUCAACAAGAUUGAAGGAAGCUUAAAGCAGUUACAAAGGAUACAGCACCCAGAAGAUGGUUUAUAUUCCAUUGAAAUACUGAAACUAGUUUGAGCUUGGCUUAUUUUCAUCAUAAAAUUAAUAUGAAUCUGU